This is a messenger RNA of Arabidopsis thaliana (thale cress), 1510 nucleotides long. RefSeq names its product glycine-rich RNA-binding protein 3 (gene GR-RBP3). Gene Ontology annotation, biological process: RNA metabolic process. The record is from RefSeq and is marked reviewed. The transcript has 5 exons. Gene Ontology annotation, cellular component: mitochondrion. NCBI's taxonomy places the organism in Eukaryota, Viridiplantae, Streptophyta, Magnoliopsida, Brassicales, Brassicaceae. The coding region runs from base 206 to 1135 and encodes 309 amino acids. Gene Ontology annotation, molecular function: nucleic acid binding; RNA binding.
CACAUAAACGAAUGACUUACCCAAUGAAAACCCCGUACGUGUCUAAUAUGAUUUUCCAAAAUCAUUUUAGAUUCAACGGUCACGAUUGACUCAGAUCUUGCAACUUCGCUACAUAAACCCUUUCUGGGAGAAGUAGGGUUUUAAGUUUUAACGGACGCGAGAAAUCACAGAGGAAGCGAAGUCAGUGUAGAGAUAUCUAAUUGCGAUGGCUUUUUUGAGUAAAUUCGGGAACAUAUUGAAGCAGACCACAAACAAGCAACUCAAUGCUCAGGUUUCUUUAUCAAGCCCUUCGCUUUUUCAAGCAAUAAGGUGUAUGUCAUCUUCUAAGCUCUUUAUUGGAGGUAUGGCUUAUAGCAUGGAUGAGGAUAGCUUAAGAGAAGCUUUCACCAAAUACGGUGAAGUUGUCGAUACUAGAGUUAUUUUGGAUCGUGAAACUGGUAGGUCAAGGGGAUUUGGAUUUGUUACAUUCACCUCUUCAGAAGCGGCAUCUAGUGCUAUCCAGGCUUUGGAUGGCCGGGAUCUCCAUGGCCGGGUUGUUAAAGUAAACUAUGCAAAUGAUAGAACAAGUGGUGGUGGUUUUGGAGGUGGUGGCUAUGGAGGCGGUGGUGGUGGUUAUGGUGGUAGUGGUGGCUACGGAGGAGGUGCUGGUGGCUACGGAGGAAGUGGUGGCUAUGGAGGCGGUGCUGGUGGCUACGGAGGUAAUUCUGGUGGUGGCUACGGAGGUAAUGCUGCUGGUGGAUAUGGAGGCAGUGGUGCUGGUGGCUAUGGAGGCGAUGCUACUGGUCACGGAGGUGCUGGUGGAGGUUAUGGUUCAAGCGGUGGCUUUGGAUCUAGCGGCAACACUUAUGGGGAGGGUUCAAGUGCAAGCGCAGGUGCUGUUGGUGACUAUAAUGGAAGUAGUGGUUAUGGUAGCGCCAAUACUUAUGGUAGCAGCAAUGGUGGAUUCGCUGGAGACAGCCAGUUUGGAGGAAGCCCUGUUGGCAACAGCUCUCAGUUCGGUGGUGACAAUACCCAGUUUACUGCUGGUGGCCAAUUUGGCGGUGAGGAUCAAUUUGGAAGCAUGGAGAAAAGUGAAACGAAGAUGGAAGAUGGACCAAUAGGUGGAGAAUUCGAAGAUGUUGCCAAAAGAGCUUGAAGGAACUAGCAAAAAAUGUUGUCAAGACUGUCUUUUCAUAUUAAAUCCUAUGAUUAGUAGUAGCUAGCUAUUCUACAUUGCUUCCUGAAUUAAACACUUUAUCAAGAAACAAUCUGCUUUUGCUAUCUUUGAAAAUAAUUUGUAGCUUGAAAUUGUUUUGUAAGGUAUAAUUUGAACUUUAACCAAAAAAGUGAGCUCUGUAUCAACUUUGCUUGUGGCCUACACACUAACCAGACCUUAAGAAUUCCAUCCACGCAAAACUCUAAUGCUGCCUAAUGUUACAGAUUAUGUUCAGUUUCUUCCAUGAGAAAUAGCAUCUUCUGUGCAUUCAACACAACAGGAGACCCUUGUUUUGUUUUCUCAACAAUCUGCUUU